AUGUCGUCCAAAGAUUCGAUCGCUCGAUGCGCGCAUCAAGACUCCAAUCAGCAUGGAGGACACGUCCUGCACUUUGAGUACUCGAUCGCUCUGAUCGGAGACAACAAGCCCGCGCUCGAACCUCCGCUGCACGUCCAGCACCGCACUCGACCUCCAGCAGAUCGUACUACGUUCGGCCUGAUCAGUACCAGGUUCUAUGCGGUCCUCUCGUCUGGAGUCACACGACUGCCACGGUUCUACCACGUCGCUCUCGAUAACCUCGUGGAUGCAAUCAUGAAUCUGCGAGAUGCUCCGGGUGAGUCCACGCUUGAAUUUGCGGCGUUCUUUGACGAAGCACGAGGCGAAAGGCGACACAGGUGUCGCCUGACGACUUGGUAUCAGCAAGGACAGGCCUCGACCGUGUACUUUGUGAUUGGUGAGGACUCUUGGAAGUAUCUGAUGGAGCAUGCAGGAGCCCAUCAGUGGAUUAACACGAUGCAGCACCUCGAGCAGCGCGCUAGCGAUCGUGCGGUUUACCAUAUCCGGGAAGAGCUGAUCAAGUGCUAUCCAGAUACGGACAUCGUCGAAGCCGAGGAAAACAGCUGGAACGUCCGAUGGGCAACCAAGAUGAGGACCAACGUUUUGGAAGUUCUCUGCAGUCGACUUCACCCGUUUCAGCCGCCGUUCGGAUAUCCGGGAGUAGGAGAUCUCCAUGUGAUGUUGCCUUGUGGCCAUGCUCAAUCCAUGUGGGAAGACACGCUCCACAAUCUGAGGGUGGACCAGUGCAAAGCUGUAAAUUGCCCUACCUGCAAACAACGCACCCUUCAACCAGAGGACGAGAUCGAGCUGGCGGUUAGCACGGAAGUACUCACCACCCAAGAAGAGUACCUUCGUGAGCACCACCAUUGGUCCAGGAUCCGUGAACUUAGCACGAAUGACGACCUCCACCUCCCCGGGACGGCCAUCGCGGUCGCUCUAGACUUGUCUCUCGAAAGCUUCAAGGCCCCGACAUUCGUCAAUCCCAACGAGUUCUCUCUAGCGGAGCACAAGCCCACGGAGGAGGUCAUGGACCACUUCAGCGCAAUGUUCUUCGGUUCAUCAUCCGUCAUUUCCAAGUCCCAAGAAGAUCUGGUCGACAUGUUGAUGUCCGAAGCCUUGAAUCUACCCGUGGGAGAAAGAGCCGAGAAGCUGUCCGAAAGCUUCCUGCCGCCAGGGUACGUGAACUUUCUCCUCUUGUGGAUCGGACGAGCUGUGAUCUUCCUUGCGGAACGUAGGUGUCGCCGAGUGGGUAGCGCGCACGCUGGCGUGCACCGCCAUGGUGAUGACCUUGUGUACAACUCGGAUUUGUUCCGGCAAGCUAAUGCUGUUGGCGCAGAUUCGGCGAGUGUCCAGCUUCUUACCGACUUAGACUCCACUGCCAUCGACUUCGAGGCGGUGCGAGACGCCUUAGCAAAGUUGCAGCUUCCGGCGACUGCCACGGUCGCUGAUAUGAUGAAGGAGCUGGAAAAGAUGCAGUUGAACAAGCAAUGA
This is a messenger RNA of Zymoseptoria tritici IPO323, 1509 nucleotides long. RefSeq lists its product as uncharacterized. The record is from RefSeq and is a predicted model, not a curated record. Bases 1 to 1509 code for a protein of 502 amino acids. The transcript has a single exon. NCBI's taxonomy places the organism in Eukaryota, Fungi, Ascomycota, Dothideomycetes, Mycosphaerellales, Mycosphaerellaceae.